UUAGAAAGCCACGGUGACUGUAAUGGGGGCUCAUACUGCAGCAGCUCUCAACAUCUGCUUUUUGUUAAAAGGCCAAAUGGCAGUAUUAGAUGAGCUGUAACUUGGGGGUGAGAAACAUCCUGCAACAACAGGCUCACAUGUCUGGGAACAAAUGAGAGGUGACAAUAGUGAGUUGAACUUGAAAUGACUCUGCUGGAGUUCAAGCAGUAUUACUGUUGCACUUACGCUUAAGGUUUUGAGUGUAGGCUGAUUCACUGCCCCUGUAAAUUGAAAACUGUCCAGCAGGUCAUAGAUACUGUUCUGCUGCAGUCGGCAUGAUUCACCCUGUGUUGAUCUGCUGGAAAUGGGGGAAAGCCAGGCCAGGCCAUUUAAAUUCCACUUUUAAGUUCACCUUGCGUUUGCCUAUUGUAACAAAGUGCCAUUUAUCCAACACAGAAAUCUGCUCUCAGGCGCUAGUCCUGAACAUUAGGAUGUGAAGCCUCGUGAUGUAUAACCCAGGCAUUAUGUGUAAAAGGGGCCGGUUGAAGUUCUCUCUGUCUGAGGCCAUGAUGAAAUCAGCACAAACUGACAAAGUGCAGAGUACACUGACACUGCACUCUUUGAAUCCCCACCCCCGCUGCAAAUCCACCGUCCCAUCUAUUUUCUUUAGCUAAUAAAGCCACAGCUCAGCCUCUUUACCUCACUGGUGUGUAAUUACUAUCUGAGCACUGCAGCCAUGUUGCUAAAUGGUUUUGUUCUCCUUAAGGGGAAUAAUAGCACGAUGCACACAUUUAGUGUUGUCCUAACUGUGGUACCAAAGGUCUGCUGAGGCUCAGCGCUCACUUCUGCGCCGCCGUCCGCACGGUGCAGCAUCUCCAGCUCUUAUCGGAGGGUGUAAAUCACAGAGCACAUUCUGGGGAGCGUAACCCCAUCACAGCCACCUGCAUGGUGAACUACUUUUCUCCUUCUGGAUACUGAUCCCUUUGUCUUGUUGGCUUUAAGUAACUCUUUUUGGAUGGUCAUCAAGACACAGAUGUAAAUACGGUUUCCAAGAACUGGUUUAUCCGUUGCAAAAACCAUGACUCCUUAUCAACGGACAGCAGUUGUGAAUUUGUGCUGCAAAACUGAAACCUAUUUCAUAUUAUAGAGGGUACGUGUGAAGUAAUGACUUAGCCUAUAUAAUAUUUUUCAUUGCAGUUGAUGGUAUUACAGCACAGAUGUUUGCUCACAUUUGUUUUCUGUAGUGAGAAACAUCUUAGCAUUAUAAGACGAAUAUUAAGUCUACAGCGUAAGAUAAAUGUAUCAUCUGACAUCACGUACUAGAUGAAGUCUGGAAUUUUUCAUGUCAUCGCUCCUUUUCUUGAUAUCAACAUUCCUCUGGGUAAAUCCAAGAGUCUGACGCUGUCCAGAGAUGCAGCCGAGUACAGGAGAGAGGGGAUCGUGCUGCGCUUCAAUUAGCACCAUGCAGUAGUCAGAAAAGAUAGCAUUCAGUUGCAUCCUAUCUCCGCUUUACAUAAACACUGACUAAGAGGCCCAGAGGCCUGAGACAGAUACGUCUAUUUACAUGGAGAGAGUAAACACAAGUAUGGAGAAAAGUUCACUAGGCAGUGACUUGAUCUUCAGGCUUACUGAACAGUUUGCUGUUUUGUGUCUGUAAAGUUGCUAUAGUCACCAUUCUUCGUGGAAGAAGCAAACCUGUGUAUUAAAUUACAGAUGUCAUGAGGAUAGAGCACAUUGUGGCAUCCUUUCCCCUACAAGGCCAGUGCACAGAGGUGUAGUCACCAGCUCCUAAGCUACUGAGUGAUAUUAUGAGACUAGGUUGAGUGAAUUUACAAGAGUCCUGAAGCAAAGAUCCCCACGGAUGGCAUUAUGUUACAGUAUUGUAUGUUGUAAAAAUGAAAAAGGCCCUCUGGCCAAAGCAGUUAAAGUAAGACGACCAUGUAGAUAAUGGUGAGCCACUGUUCGCUAGAUGACCCAAAGGUCACGUCACAAAACACUCCUGAAUGAGUUCUAGAGUGUAAACCUGUAGGCUGGGCCUAAUAUUUAAUAUUAGUUGUCUGAUCUGGCUUUGUCCUCGUUCAGUGCUAUUGUGUUUUGGAUGUGAUUUAUAGGAUUGCAACAAUUAGAUACGCCCAGAAAUAAACUAUGAGACACAAUGAUUAGCCUUAAGUAUAAUUAGUCAAUCAUUAAUUAAUCAUUAACAUUUGAAGUGACGCUGGGAGCAGCAGCCAACACUUGCGGUGUGUGAGUCAAACAUAUGACGUUAUCCUGGUGGAUUUGUGUUUUUUUUUCCGGAGCUGGGUAUAAAAUGCUCCUGGGAUAAGAACCCCUUCACGUCCGCGGUUUCUGUCGCCAUCUAGCGGCCACGUGUCGACACGCGCCUCCAGUCUCGUGCUUUCGUUUUGCAGGUGAACGCCAUGGAUUGGUUCAGUCUACGCAGGUGCUCCGGACAGAGCGGACUCCAGCUCCGUUUCCCGUAAACGGAGGGGAGUUUUUUUUUAUCUACCGAAAUAGUUUCGUUGAAAUUACGACGUUUUCACCUCGACGUUGUCGGAUUUCGCCUUCAAAAAAAGCGAUCCGCGCUGCACUUUUUCCACGGAUUGACAGACGCAACAGUUGUUCGUGUCUUGAGGCGAGAAGUUUCCCGGAAUAUCGCCGAGGCUGGGACGUGAUUACCGGCUCGUCGCUCCCACUUCGCCGCCGGAGGAGCCCACUUUUUUAUUAUGUGUCGCCUUUAACCGCAGGUGCCCGCGACCAUGUUGUUCCGCCUGCUCCUGCUGCUCCAGCUGCUGGCCUGCGGGGAGCUGGCCUGUGUCCGAGGGCCUCCCUCCGCACACGAAGCCGACCACGAAGUGUUUCUAGCCGAGGGGGAGGCUCAUUUGUUCCUGGGUCGCCAUCUCCUGCUCAACCGGUUCGAUUUCGAGAUGUUCGUUCAAGGCAACCUGGAAAGAGAAUGCAUUGAAGAAGUGUGUAACUACGAGGAAGCGAGGGAGGUCUUCGAAAACAUCCCGGACACAGAUGCGUUUUGGAAAACAUACCUGGAAGAGAAGGACAAAGGGCCACGGGUUGAUGUGACGGCGCUGCUGGUGGGACUGAUUGCUUCUGGAGUGGCCCUUGUUAUUAUUGUCCUGCUGAUGUGGUACUUCUGCAAAGGCAAACGCAAGAGUAGCGCAGGUUCCGUACAAGGGCGCCGGAACCGGAGCAACGCUACCCUGAUAAUGCACCGGCUGGAGGACGUGUCGUCGUCACAUCCCCUUCACCCUCCUGAGGGUCCACCCCCCGUGGAGGCAGGAGACCCCCGCGGUCUGCCUUCUUAUGAGCAGGCUAUUGCAAAAAAUGGACCGCACGAUGCUCCACCUCCUCCAUAUCCUGGCUCCCGACCCGGAAGUACUCGGCGGUAGCACCUUGAGGACAACGUAUCUGGAUUUCAAUGUGAAGCUCACGUGUAACGUCUGUGUGCAACUUUUUUCCCAGCGCCUCCAAAUGUCGAAUGUGCCUUUUCCUGCUUGCCCUCCUUUCUCUUCCUAGCGCCAGAAGGAUGAUUUUUGUUGGCCUCUGUUUUUUCAGGUGUGUUUAUACUAUGAAAUAUAAUCCCUGCUCUGUGCUGAAUAAGCUUUAUAAUACAUUUUACUGACUUUGCGGCUUGUUAUCAAAAGGAAAAUGAAGAAUCAGUAACAUGUGGUGACAUGCUGCCCAGUGGCUAAAGCUACAAGAUGUGUAUAAUGACAUAGUGUGAAACUGGGCUUUUGUUUGAUUACAGAAGUAUUAAUAGUAAUCCCACAGAGACAGACUGAUGUGUGCUUCCUGUCUCCUUCAAAAGGAAAACAGGACCAGAUCACCGUUAUUAUUGCCAUAAAAGAAAUGUAUGAAAGGUGAUAUUGAUGCGCUGGCCUACCAGCUUGUUUUAACAUUCAUUUCAAGCUUUAAGUCACCAUGUUUUACCUCUUGUUUUCAGAUGUGCAUAUUUUUAUCUUUCAAGUCUGACAGCUUGUGUCAGCAUCAGCAACCAUAAUGAGUGUGUGCAUUUAUUAUUUGAAGUCAUUUUUUACUUCAGCGUCUACUCAACUUUCGAGGGGAAGUUAUGUCAGUGUAAAUUAUCAUUAUCAAUGUUUCAUCCUUACAAUAUGAGAAAUGAUUAAGUGUUGGCUUGUUGAGUACAAUCUGAAGCUUAGAAUUGUGAAACAGAGAUCUUUAUGAAGGUUUUUGCAUUAAAGUGUAUAUUUUAAUUAUUUAA
Betta splendens (Siamese fighting fish) is the source of this 4213-nucleotide messenger RNA. It is a transcript of the gene prrg4, whose product is annotated as proline rich Gla (G-carboxyglutamic acid) 4 (transmembrane). Bases 2736 to 3380 code for a protein of 214 amino acids. Lineage: Eukaryota; Metazoa; Chordata; Actinopteri; Anabantiformes; Osphronemidae. The record is from RefSeq and is a predicted model, not a curated record. Gene Ontology annotation, molecular function: calcium ion binding. Gene Ontology annotation, cellular component: extracellular region. The transcript is spliced from 7 exons.